AAAGUUCAAGGGGGCCGAAUACUUUCGCAAGGCACUGUAUUUUGUCAAAUAUCUCGUAAUGUGUAUAUUUAGAUUUUUUUUAUUUAUUUGGACACCAUUUUAAUCAUGUUUUUUUCCUACUUCCUCGUUAUGCAGACAUAAGCACACUAGGCACCACUCAGACAGGAUCCUUUGAAGUCAGAGUAGAUAGCCAGAGCGAAUUCACGAAAGCACCCGAAUGUCCAUUGAGGACGCACAACGACUGUACCAUAUAGCUAAGCUAAGAAUGACGUCAAUAAACAUUGGGUAGUUAGUUAGUUAGCCUAUAUUGAUGUAUAAGUUAGUAGCCAACUAAGGUUAGGUAGGUAGUUAACAUACAUACUGUUGUAAUGAUAUGCAAUAUGGUUCGUAAGGACAGCAUAGCUAACAAAUUGUCAGCCAACAUAACGUGUAAAGUAACUUAUUUGAAAAAUCAUUACUUUAUUACGUUGCUUAACAUUUGUCUUAAAUAGUUAAAACAAUGAAUUUCUAUCCGCUCUCGUACUUCGGCUGCAUAUUUUCCGCCAUUAUCUUCAUAUCGGAAAACGAUGUGAAGCCAUGCCCAUUUCCUGAAGAAUUGCAUUAGGGGCCCUAAAGUACAGAAAUAGUGUCCUCUGUGUGUAUACUUCAUAUUUUGGUGAAUUGAGUAUGACAUCUGGGAACUUUUGGCAUACUAACUAUAUCCAUACUAUGACCAAUACGCUACUAUAUACUCAAUUCACGUCACAAAUAGUACGGUUAAUGCGGUUAGUAUGAGUAUUCGAACACGGCUCAAGUGAUAUUUAGGUUUCCACCAUGAAGGUAGAAAAUCUUUAACUCAUCUUUAUGUAUGUGCACUAAUGGCUGCUUUGACACGCCACUGAGGGCUUUCUCAUAGAGAUAGAGGACUCUAGUGCCCAAAAGCUCUUUUAGCAUGGGCAGUGCCAUUCAGUACUUUAGACAUUUUGAAAUAGUCAACUGUGCAAAGGAUAGAGGGUUUUCGGAAUGAAAUGUAGAUUUGAUUUUAGCUUGUGAUUCAUUUUGCUCCAAAUGUGUAAAUCUCCAAUAAAAUUUGUAUCAACUAAAUAUCACAAAAAUCAAACAGGUAGUAGUAGUCUUUAGUAGUAGUGUAGUCUUUGGUAUUUCCCAGCCUCUUAUUUCCCCAUCACUUCCUCUCAAAUGUGAGAAACGACCCAGAUACAGAGUAAGAAUGUGUGAAAGGCGGAACAGAAAGAGUUGUGGUUGAGAGACUGGUUAGGAGAAGUUGAACAGAAGGAGCAUGGUGCCUUGACAUUAUUGUAAAUGAGUGCUGGGCAAUAUCACACAUUUAAGCUCUAGAUUUCUCAGCUUACCCCUCAACCACACACACAUCUACUCCACUUUCAAUCCUAGACAAAUCCAUGGCCACUUAAUGUACCUCGUAACUCAGCAAAGAGUUGAACUGGCAAACAGGUUCUGAAAACAGUGUUGACACAUAUGACACCCACUAUGACCAGAAGCCUCUUAUUUCCCCCUCACUUCCCCUCAAAACGUAGAAAUGGCCCGGAUACAGAGUAAAAACGUGUGGAAGGUGGAACAGAAAGAGUUAUGAUUGAGAGACUGGCUAGGAGAAGUUGAACAGAAGGAGCAUGGUGCCUUGACAUUGUUGUAAACAAUGAAUGCUGUUGCCUGGCAACCCAAACUCCCUGCUCCGGCCAAACGCUACGCCACGUCCAUGGAUGUAAGUUUAUUCUCUGCAAUUAGUCUGGAUCUGAGUACCUCCCUGACAAUUUCUAGAACGCAAACGCAUUCUAAGCGCUCUGAUUGGUCCCAGAAACCGAUGGGUUGGAGCAAAGCCAGAACACAUGUGGGUAAAGUAGUGUUGUGAAAAUUUGUCAUUGGCUUUGAUACUCUGAUUGGUUAGAGAUAAUACAAUCACUGACAACUUUGUGUUGUACAUGACCUUUCAUUUUGACGUCACCACUAACGACUUCAACGAUGGCAGUCUCAGAUUGAAGUAUGUAGCGAACAUAGAACAGUGGAAGAAUUCAGUUUGAGUCGUCAGGAAAUGAGUGCUGGGUAAUAUCACACGUCACUCUCCAUAAUUCUCAUCCUUCCCCUCAACCACACACACACACACACACACACACACACACGCACUCAAUCGUAGACAAACCCAUGGCUAUGUACUUAUUGUACCUCGUAACUCAGCAAAUAGUUGAAUUGGCAAACAGUAGGUCCUGAAAACAGUGUUGGCACACAUGACACCCACUCCCACACCCUCCUUGUCUGCCAGCACCUUCACACACGCACACAAAAUAUCAUAUGAAAGUUUCUGAGGCUGUGUGUGUUAGUAGUAUAGAGAUCAUGUCUUCUCUCCUCUCAGAGUGUUUGUAUGAGAUCAGUCAACAGGCUGCACCUCCCUGUAAGGAUUACCACCAACUCACAGUCACCCAGACACAGGUGGUUUUCAAGGUGUGGAGAGUGUCCUGUCCUCUACGACACGAGAAACCACAACCUGCAGAAAACAAGAAAUCACACACAGACUUCCUACAGGAUAGCCACGCACAAGGUCACAUAGGGCGAGUGUUUGGUCCACACACUCUGGACUAUGUGGUGAACCUGUGUUGGCAUCGCUAUGACUACCUGGUCCGGCUCCCUGAUUGGCUGCUCCUGAACAUCCUGUCCUUCCUGGAGUGGGCAGAUAUUAAGAAUAUCUCCCAGACCUGCAAGAGGCUCCAACAGCUAUGCUGCAGUGAGGGGUUUUGGGCGCAGGGGACAGCUGGGGCCAGGUACGGGCAGAGUGAGGUCACUAUGGAGGGUGUGAGCCCUACUCUACAGCGCCGUCUGGUGGUGUUUCACAGAAGACAGGUGCUCUCCCGUCUGGCCCAGCAGCAGCAGCACAGCAAGAGGAAGAACAGUGUUUGGCAUCUGUGAGAGAGUUAGCCUGGUCACGCAGCGCUCUCGUUUCGUUUUACUUCAACAGAAUGUCAGCUAUCGCACGAUCAGGCAGAUUUCACCAGAAUACAUGUGAGAGGGACAGAGGAGCAAAGUCUGUCUGUCUGUCUGUCCGUGUCUCUCAACCACUUUCAAGAUAUUUUAUUAUCAUCUAUUACAUUUCCAUGACCUGACUAGUUAUGUUAGGCACAUAUGGCAGAGUUAGUUUACAUAUGUAGUGUAGCUGCCUGUCAGUGUUUUGAAUGGCCAGCAGGUGGUGAUAUUAAGCAGAAAUCAGCGCCUCAUAAACCUCUUUGAUUCACUAAUAGGUGUUUGGUAGCCUGCUGUAGAACAUGUGUGCUCAACUAGGGGAAGAGGUAUUGCUACUCCAAAACCUUUUAAUGGUUAUAAUGAUACAUUGCUAAUGUUGUUUGUGUUUUUGGUCUCAAAUGAUAGAAUAAAGAACAUACGGCACAAUCACCUAUACAUUGUGUCUGUGAUGAAUCAAACAUAUAGACAGUAGUUCAUCAAUAGAAGGACCAUCUUGUAUUCUCCAAUGUACUGCAGACAGUCUGGAAGUCCUAAUCCAAUGCAUGUGAUUGAAUAUACUGGUCGCACAUCUGAGUGCUCUAGUCUUCUCUAACCACCAGAGGUUAAAGCCUAUAGUACUGUAGAGGCUUUCUGCUUGGGCUUUAUCAUGUUAGAGACCCCCCUCUGGUGUGUAGACUCAGCUGUAAUAAAAUUACAUUCUCUGAGUGAUGCAGCACACACACACACACACACCACACCGCACCACACCAUACCACACCACACCACAGUUCUCUUGGGGCAUAUUGACAAUUGAUGGACCACAAUGAUUGUAUAGAGUAAAGCAAUCACUGCAGUUAUCCAAGGUUGAGUUUAGUUGUUCUGUUGCCAUGGGGAUGUGCCCAUCUUUGAAUUGUUUUUGGAAUGUAAUAUGUGUUCUUUUCAAAGACUUGUAAAUAAGUAAAAGGUGUUGUCUGAGAGGAGAGAGAGAGAGAGAGAGAGAGAGAGAGAGAGAGAGAGAUAAUGAGCAAGGAAAUGGGGGGGUUCAUAUACUAGUGCACUCUGUAUGGAGAAGUGUGCCAUUUAGGAAGCAGACAGUAUCUGAAAGGACCAGUACCAGCCAGGUCUGUCAUUGAGAGCUAUUUAAUGGUGGCUGACAGGGCAACCAUAUGAUAGUCCCAGGAGUGGCCUGCCCAUUCAGUACUGUGACAAAGAUCAAUGAAUGAGGAGCUCUCUCUCUCACACACUCCAACUGUUCUCUCGCUCUGGUAGAGGGUCGCCGAAAUCCAUUCUGAAAACUGAAGUAGAUGAGGGUGGAAUUGCAUUGUGAAAAACAAGCCUUCUCUCUCUGGCAAGGAGAGUCGAAGGAAAAAUGAUUUUGGAAUGGAAUGCAGAAAGUAGCACGGAUUUUACAGCCUGGGUGUAGCCUAUGAAAUAUAAAUAAUAAUAAAAUAUAUAUACAGACACA
Molecule: messenger RNA, 4408 nt
Organism: Oncorhynchus mykiss (rainbow trout)
Lineage: Eukaryota; Metazoa; Chordata; Actinopteri; Salmoniformes; Salmonidae
Product: F-box only protein 36
Molecular function (GO): protein binding
Source: RefSeq, a predicted model, not a curated record